AUGAAAACAUUAUUCCAGAUAAUAUUUGUGUGUUACACUUGUUUGAUAUUAUUUGUGUCUUUCGAGUACAGUGAAGGAAAUAAUGAGAGAAAACUGACAAAUCAAAGGUACAAAAGAUAUCUAAGCUUCAGUAAUAUAUCACAUUUCUUUGUCCGUUUCAAUUUUAGAGACAACAUGGUACCAUGGAAUCAGUACUUCGCGCACGCUGUUGGUUUCAAGGUGUCUUGGGACGAACCUCCCGAUUCAUUCCAUCCGUACCAUCAUCUUCACAGACGUACUGUUUACAAUAAUCUGGAAAUAUUAUUAAAUAGAAAUGGUCUUGAAGGAUUUCACUGCGUACGCCGAGCCAUAUGUGACAUGGAAAAAAUAACAAAACCGAAAGGAAUCUAUCAUAAGAUAUUAAAAAUUAUAUUCAAGAAAAAAUCAACAGCUACAGAUAAAUGGCACAAUAAAUCUGAACAAGACUGUGAAUUGUCCAUCGCAUCUUGUCCUUUAUCUCUAUUGGACGUAUCUACAUUUACCGACUAA
Papilio machaon (common yellow swallowtail) is the source of this 528-nucleotide messenger RNA. RefSeq lists its product as uncharacterized. Bases 1 to 528 code for a protein of 175 amino acids. NCBI's taxonomy places the organism in Eukaryota, Metazoa, Arthropoda, Insecta, Lepidoptera, Papilionidae. The record is from RefSeq and is a predicted model, not a curated record. The transcript has 4 exons.